CCAAUGCUUUUUUUGCCUCCAGAAAAACGAUCCGCUCUUUGUCUGCAGAUUCUUCCAUAUGCUCAAUUCCAUACCAGAAAGCUUCAGCGAGCCUUUCUGUCCAGCUGGGAUUGCUCACCAGCCUCAUUGGAUCGGCCAAUGCGUCUCCUUGUCCCAGUGCACCGGGCCUUCAUAUGGUGGAUGGACUCUCAGCGACAUUGGGUCAAUCAUCUCAGGGGUUGUCCGGUGCGGGUGCAGUCCGUCAUCUCCACGGCGGUGGCGUACAUCAAUAACCAGGGCGGCACCUGGAGCCCGGCAGUCAUGGCGGAGACGGUGCUGAUUCUCAGCUGGGCGGAGAAACAUGUUCCAGCACUGUCCACAGUUCACAUAACUGGCGUCGACAACUGGAUCGCGGACUUGCUCAGCCGGGAGUGUCUCGAUCCCGGCGAGUGGGCUCUUCACCCGCAGGUCUUUCUGGCCAUCUGUGAGAGGUGGGGUCAGCCGGAUGUGGAUAUCAUGACCUCACGCUUCAACAACAGGGUCGAGGACUUCGUCGUGCGGUCCAGGGAACCCAUGGCCCUGGCAUGUGACGUGCUGGUGAUCCCGUGGAGACGGUUCACGUUUCCUUACUUGUUCCCGCUUCUUCCUCUCAUUCCGCGUCUUCUCCGGAAGAUCAGGCAGAGGGACUGCCCUUUAUUCUCGUGGCCCCAGAUUGGCCGCGCAGGGUGUGGCAAUACGUUCCUAGUCUCCCUUCUCGUCGACUAACCUUGGCAUCUUGGCUCCGGAAGGACCUGCUGUCGCAGGGGCCGAUCUUCCACCCGAAUUUAGGGUCGCUACAUUUAACGGCAUGGCUGUUGAAGCCGCCAUACUGAAAGCUCGUGGGUUUUCGGAUGCGGCGGUCCAGACCAUGAUUCGGGCCAGGAAGCUGGCGUCUUCC
Messenger RNA from Bufo bufo (common toad), 916 nucleotides. RefSeq lists its product as uncharacterized. The record is from RefSeq and is a predicted model, not a curated record. The transcript has 2 exons. Lineage: Eukaryota; Metazoa; Chordata; Amphibia; Anura; Bufonidae. The coding region runs from base 4 to 744 and encodes 246 amino acids.